Messenger RNA from Ilyonectria robusta, 1750 nucleotides. Its product is annotated as putative dCMP deaminase. The transcript has 2 exons. Gene Ontology annotation, molecular function: hydrolase activity; zinc ion binding. NCBI's taxonomy places the organism in Eukaryota, Fungi, Ascomycota, Sordariomycetes, Hypocreales, Nectriaceae. Bases 469 to 1641 code for a protein of 390 amino acids. The record is from RefSeq and is a predicted model, not a curated record.
AUUUGUUUUAUUUUCCCACCCAUGGAUAAUCAAAGCGGUGAUAGCUCGUCAGUCUAGAUACCAUCUCUGAACCACGAUGGGUCCUCACUACCAGCAACAAAGCUUCUUAGACAGGCCACAAAGGCGGGGAGAAGCUCGAUGAUUUCGGAUGCGGCUGCAAGGUAUUUGAUUUGCGGUCCCGAUUUUUUGGGUUCGUAAGAUCGAUCCGGCCGUGACCUGGUCGACGUAAGACGGCCGCUUUGUAGACGGCCUACAGUUCCUCCUGCACUUAUCCGGCUGCGCUUCCAGAAUCCACGGCCGGAAACGCAACCCCACACGUGCAGACGACGACUAAGAACGCGCUUGUCGCUGAGUCGCGUCUCAAAGCGAACGACCUCGCCAAAAUCUAGCCAAGAUUUACGGCUAAACCAAACAUCUCUUCAUUUUCCCCUAACCAGCCUCAGAGAACUGCCCGUGCCUAUCGUCACAAUGCUCAUCGGAAUCUGCGGUGGCAUCUGCUCCGGCAAAAAGACUGUGGCUCAAUAUCUGGUCGAGCAUCACGGCUUCCGGCAUCUCUACUUGCAAUCUCCUCCUCCGUCGCUAGGAGACUCGGAGUCUGAGUCGGCCGCUUCUGAGACCGACAAGCAGCCAAAAACGCCAUCUGGUCCGGAACUUUUCUCUGGCGCCUCAAUCACGACCGGCCUCACCACCAAGAAUGACACCAAAUCAUCAUCUGAGACUACACUCGCCCUGCGAGCUCAACCUCACACCUUCUCCACCCCUGAAGAACUUCUCGACUUCGUGACAAAACGUUGGCGAAGCCGCUUCGUGACCACCGACAUCCCCACUGAGGCUGCCCUUGAUGUCUUCGUCCGACGCCCAUUCUUCCUCCUCCUGUCGGUCGAUGCCCCACUGACCGUCCGCUGGCAUCGCUACCAAGAGCGUGCUAUGCAGGUUGGCAAGCCCGAGAUGAGUCUCGAGGAAUUUGUCGCCCGGAGCGAUACACAUUUGUACGAUCCUCACACGGGCUUGUCACAGCUCAUCUCGAGGGCGGCCGUGAGACUGCUCAACACAUCGACGUCUCUAGCGCAUCUCUACGCUACCCUAGGGAAGCUGGACAUCCCUAACCCCGAUCGCCUCCGCCCUAGCUGGGAUAACUACUUUAUGGCACUGGCAUCCCUGGCCGCGCACCGCUCCAAUUGCAUGAAGCGCAGGGUUGGAUGCGUCCUUGUGGGGAGGGAGCGCAGGGUUAUCAGCACGGGAUAUAAUGGAACACCAAGGGGACUGCAGAAUUGCGCUGAGGGAGGGUGCCCAAGAUGCAACGAGGGUAACAGCUCGGGUGUCGGACUAUCGACUUGUCUGUGCAUCCACGCCGAAGAGAACGCCCUCCUCGAGGCUGGGCGAGAGAGGAUCCGGGAGGGUUCAGUUCUGUACUGCGACACGUGUCCGUGUCUGACAUGCAGUAUCAAAAUCUGUCAAGUCGGGAUUAGUGAGGUUGUUUACGCUCACGGCUACAGCAUGGACAGGGAGACAGCACAGGUGUUUAGGGAGGCCGGCGUGAGAUUGAGACAGUUCAUACCAGUGAGUGUGCUCCCUUCCCUAACCUACACUACGAUCGGAUCUUAUUUAGCCCCUGAAGCCCGGGUACUGACUCAGAUCUAGCCGCCCAACGGACUCGUUCAUCUCGAGAAUAUGGAACUUUAUUGAUCAGACAUGUGCCACUUUGUGUGCGGGGAAGUCUGAGAAGUGAAUCCGGGCCGCCGAGCAUGUG